UCAGCCAGCCCGAUGGCCCUCUGCUUGGCAGUCAUGGCCGGGAGCCUGGGCUGCUCCGACCCGGACCCCCGGCCGGAAGACCCCCCAGCCGACAUGCUGCCCGACGGCGGCCAUGCCUGGGACACCCCCUCGUCCACGUUCGUUGGCCUCUCCGGGCACUACCUGGACUCGCGCCUCGAGCGGGCUCUGGACAUGCUGAGCGAGGCGGCUCGGCUCUUCGACAUCGAGGGGUCCUACGCGGCGAGCGCACAGCUGGCCGAAGGGCCGCCGGGCCUGGCCGAGGCCGAUCCGGGCACCGGCCCCGGCGCCGCCCGGCCGCAGGCCGAGUGGUGGCUUGUCGAAAAGGCCCGACAGACGGUUCACUGUGCCCUCGGCCCGGCGCCGGCCGAGUGGGAUGUGUCGCUGGGCCGCUCUUCAACCCCCGGGCAUCGGCAUGACCGCAUGCUGGAUGUCUUCGCCCGGGCCUUUCUGGGCUUCUGCUUGAACCGCCUGGUGCUCCCUCUGUCCGGUGCCCAUCAGGCCGAGGACGCGGCCGCCCGGCGAAAGCGCCUACUGGAGCAGCGACUGGCCGGCCCGGCGGCGCGGACCGGUGCGCAACCCGGCGCCCCGGUCGCAGGGGCGAAAGGCGCCGCCUCGACCGCCAACGCCAAGGGCGCGGCGCCUCUCCCGCGCGCGGUGUGCUCAUGGACGCCUGCCGGCAGCACGGCCCCGGUCUCUUGGCUCGGGGCCGGGCCGCCCGAAACCGCCUUCGACUCGGACCAGGAAGCCUUCGCCUUCGAGUUUCUACGUGCUGCCGACCACAGCCGCCUUCUCCGGGCUGUGGAGACGCUGGUGUUGGAGCGGCUGCUAUCUGUCCUCCGGCAUUUGAGCGGCACCGGCCACGGGACGCCCUCCCUGGUGAAUGGCAUCUACCUGUGUGUCUUCCUCGGGAAGCUGCAUGCAUGCAUCGCCCAGCACCUGGCCGGCGGGGCAUCGGCCCCCGGGCGACUGGGCCCCCCCUCGCCGCCGGCCGGGGCUGUCGACCGUCGGCUACUUGACCUGGCCCGGGCGGCCCUCGGCCCGAGCUCCAACGAGUCGGACCCUCCGCCGAGUGACGACCCCCGCCGCUUGUUGCUCGGCCGGGCGGCUGGACCGCUCCGGGUGGAUGCCCUGCUCACUUGGGCGGUUGCCGGGCCAGGCGACAGCCCACGCUCAACCGACACCAUGGACGCCCUCGGGCGUUUGCUCAUCGUACUGCCCGUGUGCCUGGCCUAUGCGCGUGCCUGGCCGGGUCUUUUUGCCGAGCCUCCCGUGGGGAUGGCCUUGCGCAAUGCACAUACACUGCUCGGCCGGCUGCUGUGCCGGUCUCCCGGUCUCGGAAGCCGCGGGUCUCUCCCGCUGGCCGGGGCCGCCCUCCGCCUUGCGGCCAUGCUGCACGUUCAAACGAGUGCCACUCUCGUCGGCACGACGCCUGCGCCUGUUGCCACGCUCGACCGGCCCGCCGAUGGGCCGGCCGUCGAACUGACAUUGUCCCCCUGGGCGGCCGGCCUGCUGGCGGCGCUCGGGCCCGCGCCCGCCGUCAGCCGGCUAUUAGGCAUGCUCUUCGGCACGUCGCACGCCGCCACGGUAUGGAGCCGCGAUGCUCUGCGCGGGCCUGGCGGCCAUCCCAGCCCUGUGGAACACGUCGCCGCCAUGGUCGAACAAUCCUCCGCGACACCCGCAUCCCCGGCACCAGCGGGCACCAUGGCCGGCGUGGCCCGGCCACCAGCCUCCCUGACGGCCUCAUCGGCUGCCCCCGCCGCCACCACCGCCGCCACCACCGCCGCCGCCGCCGCCGCCGCCGCCGCGCCUCCCCGUAGGGUGGCCCCCAAGCGUCUGAAUCCCUCGCCCGCCACCGAGCCCGAGCCCCCCUCCACGAGCGAGCGGUCUCUGAUCCGGUGGUUCUCGCUGCAGCACAGCGGGCUGCGGUCCCUCGGCGAAGUGAUCGCCACGCGGUCGGCCCUGGCCGUCUUCUCGGCGCGCCUGGAAAUCGCCAUGAACAUGGAGAUUGCUCGAGCCUCGGCCCCUCGGCCACGGCCUCCAUCGGCCGAGGGGCCCCUGCCGCCGGACUUCGCCCAGGUGGUCCAAUCCAUGGCGGACUUUGUCGGGGCCGGCGCCACGUCGGGGCCCCUGUUCGAGCUCCGCUGCCCGGCCCCCUUCGCCGCCGGGGACAUGCUUCCGCACACCGGCGCACCGGGGCCCGACGGGGUCUUCCGCGAGCUGGAGCACCGCAUUGCGGCUGCCCUGCGGGCCUUGCUUCCGCCGGACACCCCUCCCCUGGUGGCACACUAUGCCUUGCUCUUUUCGGUGAGCUGCGGCCGGACGCGCUUGAGCGCGCUCUGCGCCCGGCUGGUGGUCCAAGGCACGGCCCUGGCCCGGGACGAGCCGUCUCGGCCGUCGGCCCCGGCUCCAGGCGACCCUGCCGAUGUCAGCCUCACCCUGGCGCUGGCCAGCAUCGGGGCCAAUGAGGAGGCCUGGCUGUCGGCCCAUGGUCGGCCAUCUGGCGCCGGGUCCGGCGCCAUGGCCCUGGGCCCCGGCGACGGCCGAGUCAGCAUCGCCACGGUGGCCAGCAUCCGGUCCUUCCACAAGCGCUGGCUCCGUCUGACGCAGGAUCCCCCGGCGGCUGGCGACCGGCAGCACAAGCGCCCGGCCCUCGAAGUGGCCGCCCGGCCAAUGCCGGCCGCCACCCCGUGCUCCGCCUGCCGAACGGCCCUUUGCCUGGGCCCGGAGUCCUCGCCGAGGGUUGCCCAUCGGCUGUGGCUGCGCGAGGGACCGGCCGCGGGCCCGCCCUCGGACGCCCUGCCGGCCCUGCUGCUGGCUGUCCGCGACGCGCUCCUCGGCUUCCAGGAUCUGGCCCCCAGCACGGAGCCCAACAUGCAGGCCCUCCUUCGGGAGCGCCUCCUGCUGCUGCGCUUGGCCCUGCAGGACGCCUGCGUUGUGGGGCCCGGCCCCUUGGCGCUGGGCCGGAUACUGCUUGACCCGACCAGCGACCCGGGCUCGGCACCGGCCGCCGAUCCCAUCAUGCUCCUGCGCGGUCGCCUGGCCGCGUGCGAGCGCCUGCGCCAAUCCAUUGACCUGCACUUCCAGAACAACCUCCCCCAGUCCGUGCUUGGGCCACUGCAGGAGACCAUCCAGUGCAUCGCAUCUGGCUGCCUGGUGACCUUCCUCCGAGAAGAUGUCCCCGCUUGACUUUGCCUCGCCAUCCGUGUGUCACCAGGGAAUAGACGACGCCGGGCCGGCGUGCGAAGGAGGAA
Fonticula alba is the source of this 3272-nucleotide messenger RNA. RefSeq lists its product as hypothetical. The record is from RefSeq and is a predicted model, not a curated record. NCBI's taxonomy places the organism in Eukaryota, Rotosphaerida, Fonticulaceae. The transcript has 8 exons. Bases 13 to 3207 code for a protein of 1064 amino acids.